Conger conger (European conger) is the source of this 7799-nucleotide messenger RNA. Its product is annotated as sortilin-related receptor-like. Gene Ontology annotation, molecular function: protein binding. The record is from RefSeq and is a predicted model, not a curated record. Gene Ontology annotation, biological process: protein targeting to lysosome; protein retention in Golgi apparatus; post-Golgi vesicle-mediated transport. Bases 304 to 6960 code for a protein of 2218 amino acids. The transcript has 48 exons. Gene Ontology annotation, cellular component: membrane; Golgi apparatus. Lineage: Eukaryota; Metazoa; Chordata; Actinopteri; Anguilliformes; Congridae.
CCCCUAACGAACAAUCUGUUUACAGCUUCACGGUCUACAGUGUCCUAGAAUUAAUGACUAUUGUCAACCUGUUUGUAUCACAACUGGUCCUAUGAGUUUUUUUUUCUGCUACAUCAUGCAUUGUACUGGUAAUGAUUUAUGGUAGCUGUGUGACACCAUCGCGACUUCUCAUUGUGGACAAGCUCGUUCCAGUCAUAGACGGUAGACCGUAGCUUCCACUCCACUCACUAGUCUUCAUGCUGCUGUUCGCCGCCCGAAGGCGCUCUUAAGUGCACGAGAUCAUUCAAGAUCAUACACACAAACAUGGCGACACGGCAGCCGCACAAGAUGCCGUUCACUGGACUUUUUACGAUAUUUCUUUUAAAUGCCAUGGUUCCAGGCAGUUUUUCUACACUUCGGCUACACAAAGACGAGCGUUUCAUUUUGCCGCAGAGCAGAGGUUUUUCAAGGGUGAACGCAGAUCAACAAAAUCUUGGAAUGGGUCAUGCGUUCCAAGGAGAGAGAGCGCGGAGAGCGGCAUCGCAAACGCACCAGCACCGUAACCGCCGUAGCGAGUCAGACAUACCGCCGCUCACGGUGUAUGGAAAGGCGGAGCUGCAGGACUCCCACAACCAGAUGGUGGUGCACUGGGCCGGGGAGAAGAGCAACGUGAUCGUGGCGCUGGCCAGGGACCGCAGUGCAGCGCAGGGACCCAGAAGCAGCGAUGUCUAUGUGUCCUACGACUACGGUGCCUUUUUUGGAUCCAUCUCCAACAAAUUCCAGCUCUCCGGAGAUAAAGCGGGGAACAAGGAGCUCAUCGCCCAGUUCUACCACAGCCCUGCCGACAACAAGAGGUACCUCUUUGCAGACACCAAUAACAGCUAUGUGUGGAACACGUUUGACUUCUGCAAGACCGUCCAGGGCUUUUCAGUCCCUUUCAAACCCAUGGACCUGCUGCUGCACAGCACACAGCCAAACCUGGUACUGGCCUAUGACAGCUCUCACCCCAAUAAGCAGCUAUGGAAAUCGGACGAUUUUGGCGAGACCUGGGUGCUGAUUCAGGAGCAUGUCAGAUCCUACUGCUGGGGCGUGGAGCCGUACGACCCUCCCACCACCGUCAUGGUGCAGCGGCAGGAGCCGCUGGGCGUGUCCAGCGUGCUGAGCAGCACCGACUUCUUCCAGAGCGAGCAGAACCGCAGCCUAAUCCUGGAGCACGUGGACAGCUUCCAGCUCCGCGACAAGUACAUGUUCGCCACCACCACCAGGACUCUGCUGGGGAGCAAAGAACCCUCUACCGUCCAGCUAUGGGUCUCUUACAACCGCCAGCCAAUGAAAGCUGCCCAGAUUGUGACUCGCCACCCAAUCACUGAGUACUACAUCGCCGAUGCCUCUGAGGACCAGGUCUUUGUGUGUGUGAACCAUGCAAACAACCUCACGCACCUGUACAUCUCCGACACGGAGGGCCUGGCCUUCUCGCUGUCCCUGGAGAAUGUGCUGUACUUCAGCCCUGAGGGCACUGGGAGCGACACUCUAAUAAGGUACUUUGCGAGCGAGCCGUUUGCAGACCUGCAUCGUGUGGAGGGUCUGAGGGGGGUCUACAUCGCCACGCUAAUCAACGGCUCUCUGACCGAAGAGAACAUGCGCUCCGUCAUCACAUUCGACAAGGGAGGCACCUGGGAGUUCCUGGAGCCGCCCACUACUGACAGCCUGGGAGGCAAGCUGGACUGCCAGCUCUCUCAGGGCUGUUCUCUGCACCUGGCUCAGCGCUGGAGCCAGCUCCUCAACGUGCAGCUGCGCCGGGCAACCAUCCUCUCCAAGGAGUCCGCUCCGGGCCUCCUCAUGGCAACAGGGUCCGUCGGACGCAAUCUGGCCAGCAAGGCCAAUGUUUACGUGUCGAGCAGCGGGGGAGUGCGGUGGAGAGAGGCCCUGGCUGGCCCUCACUUCUACUCCUGGGGGGACCAUGGAGGCAUCUUGAUGGCCAUCAUGCAGGGGACGCCCACCAAGACUCUCAAGUUCAGCACGAACGAGGGGGAGACGUGGUCAGAGUUCAACUUCUCCUCCAGCGACGUGUACGUGUACCAGCUGCUCACUGAGCCGGGGGAGAAGAGCACCGUCUUCACUAUCUUCGGCUCGUACGCUUCCCAGGACCACAGCUGGCUCAUCCUGCAGGUCAACACCAGCAAAGCUCUGGGGGUCCCGUGCACAGAGAGAGACUACAAGCCCUGGUCUCCCUCCGAUGAGCGGGGGAACGCCUGCCUGCUGGGCCGUCAGGUGGUCUACAAGCGCCGCACCCCCCACGCAACCUGCUUCAACGGCGAGGACUUCGACCGGCCGCUCUCCGUGUCCAACUGCUCCUGCACCCGCCAGGACUACGAAUGCGACUACGGCUUCAAGCCCAGCGAGGACCUGUCUCUGGAGGUGUGCGUUCCUGACCCCGAGUUUGCCGGAAAGCUCUACUCUCUGCCCGUGCCCUGCCCCAUGGGCACCACCUACCGCCGCAGCAAAGGGUACAGGAAAGUGUCGGGGGACAGCUGCUCUGGAGGUGAUGUCGAGGCCAGGCUGAACGGAGAGAUGCUGCCAUGUCCUAUAGGAGAGAGUAACGAGUUCAUCCUGUACGCCGUGCGGAGCUCCAUCCACCGCUACGACCUGUCCACCGGCACUGACCAGGUGCUGCCCCUCUCUGGCCUGCGCGAGGCCAUCGCCCUCGACUUCGACUACGAGCAGAACUGCCUGUACUGGGCCGACAUCGCCCUGGAUACCAUACAGAGGCUGUGUCUGAAUGGGAGCUCAGGGCAGGAGGUCAUCGUGCGCAGGGGUCUGCAGAAUGUGGAGGCUCUGACCUUUGACUCCGUCAGCAGGCUGCUCUACUGGGUGGACGCUGGCUCUCAGAAGAUAGAGGUGUCCAAUCCGGACGGGGAUCUGCGACGCACCCUGAUUAACUCCUCUCUGCUGGAACACCCCAGAGCCCUGGUUCUGAUGCCCACAGAGAGCAUCAUGUUCUGGACGGACUGGGGUGAGCGUGCGGCCGGGCUGUACCGGGCCUGGAUGGACGGCUCCAACGCCUCCUGCAUCGUGUCCCAGGGCGUGCGCUGGCCCAACGGCAUCACCGUGGACGACCGCUGGCUCUACUGGACCGAGGCGUUUGGAGACCGCAUCGAGAGGGCCGACUUCCUCGGACAGCACCGCAGCGUGCUCAUGGAGGGCCUGCCACACCCCUACGCCAUCGCCGUGUUUAAGAAUGAUCUCUACUGGGAUGACUGGUCUAGGAUGGGCAUAUUCAAGGCCCCAAAAUCUGGCGGGACGGAAGCAGAGCAGCUGCUGGGCCGGCUGUCUGGAGUCAUGGACCUCAAAAUCUUCUACAAGGGCAAAACCAGCGGUCGGAACGGCUGCUCAGACCAGCCCUGCAGCCUGCUGUGCCUGCCCCAGCCAGGAGGGCUCCACUCCUGCGUGUGCCCGGACGGGGUGCCCAGCACCAGGCUGCCCUCUGGAGAGGUGCAGUGCCAGUGCCCCAGCGAGUACCACAUGCUCAACGGAACCUGUGUCAAGAGCGAAUACACCUGCCUGCCCAACCAGUACCGCUGCUCCAACGGAAAGUGCAUCAGCAGCAUCUGGAAGUGCGACAGCGACAACGACUGUGGAGACAUGAGCGACGAGCUGGAGUGCCCCACCACCACGUGUGACCCUGCUGUGCAGUUCCGCUGUGUGACCUCGGGCUCCUGCAUCCCGCUGGCCUUCAAGUGCGACCACGAGGACGACUGUGGGGACAACAGCGACGAAGAGCACUGCGACAGUCACCGCUGCGGCCCAUCAGAGUUCAGGUGUGCGCGAGGUGUGUGCAUCCGGGAGGCCUGGCGCUGCGAUGGGGACAAUGACUGCAGGGACUGGUCUGAUGAGACCAACUGCACUGAGGAACAGCACACCUGUGAGGCGGGCAGCUUCCAGUGCCACACAGGCCACUGUAUUCCACAGCGCUGGGUGUGUGACGGUGACAAAGACUGCCAGGACGCCUCUGAUGAAGAGCCCGUCAACUGCGACGGGAAGCAGUGCAAUGGUUUCAUGUGCUCCAAUGGCACCUGCCUGCCGUCCAGCACACACUGCAACGGCGUGGAGGACUGCCCAGGGGGCACUGACGAGCAGCACUGCGACCCCCUGUGCUCGCGCUACAUGGAGUUUGUGUGCCGAGACCGCGCUCAGUGCCUCUUCCAGUCUCUGGUGUGCGACGGCAUCCGUCACUGUGCCGACGGAUCUGAUGAGGACGAGGUGUACGCUGGCUGCUCAUCGGGUACAGAGUUUGGGAAGACGUGUGGCCCUGACAACUUCCGGUGUGAGAACGGCGAGUGCAUAAGCCUGGAGUGGAAGUGUGAUCGCAUGGACGACUGUGGAGAUUACUCUGACGAGGCCAACUGCGGGUCUCCCACAGAAGAGCCGGGCUGCUCGCACUACUUCCAGUUUGCGUGUCGAAACGGUCGCUGCGUGCCCACCUGGUGGAGGUGCGAUCAGGAGAACGACUGCGGGGACUGGUCUGACGAGGUCAACUGCACAGGUGGCGAUACUCCCCACACCCUGCCCCCGGGCCCCGCCACCUGCCCCCCCAACCGCUUCCGGUGUGGCUCUGGCGCCUGCAUCUUGAACUCCUGGGUGUGCGACGGCUACGCAGACUGCCCCGAUGGAGCGGACGAGGAGGGCUGCCCCACAGGCUCUAACAGCACGCUGAGGCCCACCAUCCCUGCCGUGCGGCCCCCGGCCCCGGGCAGCUGCAGCAAGGGCCAGUUCCGCUGCAGCCUCCCCCCCACCUGCAUCCCCGACUGGCAGCACUGCGACGGACGCCCCGACUGCACCGACCGGUCCGACGAGGCCAACUGCCCGACCCGCGGGCCCCUGUCCUGUGUGAACGGAACUCUGUGCUCCGACAGGGAGGCGUGCGUGACCGUCAGCGAGAGAUGCGACGGCUUCUUCGACUGCUCCGACCGCAGCGACGAGCAGAACUGCUCCGCUGACUCGCGGGUGUUCAAGGUGCAGAACCUGCAGUGGAGUUCCGACUUUUCCGGCGCUGUCACCCUCACCUGGUCCCGGCCCAAAUACCUGCCCCCCUCCUCCUGCUCCUACCUGGUGUACUACAGGUUGGUGGGGACUCAGUCCUGGACCCCUGUUGAGACUCACAGUAAUAAGAGCAGCUACAGACUGACGGUGCUGCAGCCAGACUCCACUUACCAGGUGAAGUUGCAGGUGCAGUGCCUGAGCAAACUGCACAAGAGCAACGAGUACCUGACCCUGCGCACGCCAGAGGGAUUGCCUGACCCACCCACACACCUUCAGCUGUCCGCUGACCGCAAGGAAGACGGGACGGUGGUCUGUUCCUGGAGCCCCCCUGACCACGCGCACGGCCUGAUCCGGGAGUACAUAGUGGAGUACAGCGAGAGUGGGAGUGCUGAGUGGACCUCCCAGAGCAGCAGCGGGAGUGGCACCAGCACUGAGGUCAAGGACCUGCAGCCCAGCGCCCUCUACAGGUUCAGAGUGGCGGCUGUGACUAGCAGAGGUGUGGGAAACUGGACAGAUGCAAAAUCCAUCACUCCCAAGAAAGCUCUGCCGCCCCCCACUGUGGCCGUGGAUGGAACUACAGAGGACUCCAUCAGUCUGACUUUCGGCUUCAGUUCCCCGGAAAAGGUGGAGCAGUAUGUGGCAGUCCUGUCCUGGUUGUUUGACGCUCAUGUGAAGGAGAGCAGGACCAUGGCCAUCACAGGAAACACUCUGACAGUGGCUAACCUGACAGCUGGGACAGCCUAUGAGCUGGCGGUGUGGGCCCACACCAGCGUAGGAGACAGCCCUGCUACGCUGUCCAGCCAUCAGACGAAGGGCAGCCAGCCGGCCCCGCCCAUCCUGAAGGCCCGGGCUCUCAACCAGAGCGCCGUCGACUGCAGCUGGACUGGCUCGCAAGCAGCGGAGUACGGUGUGUUCUUCUCCACCUCCUUCCUGGAGCUGCACCGGAGCCCUCACAGUGUGAAGAGCAGCAGUAGCAGCCUGGUGGUCAGCGUGGACAGUGAUGAGCAGUACCUGUUCUUAGUGCGGGUGACGUCUCCCUACCUGGGCCCUCCCUCUGCUCACGCCAUGGUGAAGAUGAUCCCGAGUGGCAGACUUCCUCCUCGUAACCUGCACAGGGUGAAAGUGGAGAAGACCCAGGCCACGCUCAAAUGGCAGCCCCCGUACGACUCUCCCACAGCCCCGCUGGAGUACGCGGUUCACCUGAAGGACAUGGUGCGCAGGACGGAGGCCAACUACAAGCUGAGCACGCAGAACAACACGGUGGAGUUCACCCUGAAGGGCCUGGAGCCGGGCGGCCGCUACAGCGUCACUGUGCGCCUGCGCAACAUGAGCAAGGAGGCCAGCUACACCCUCAACACCGUUCCCCUGAACCCUCCCGAGGCACUGAAGAUCCUGAUGGAGAAGGACCAUGUCUUCCUCCUGUGGAAGAGUCUGGCAGUGAGGGAGAAGGGCUUCAACGAGAGCCGGGGCUACGAGGUCCACGUCUACGACAGUGUGACCAACUCCACCACGUGUCUGGGCAACACCACGGAGACCUUCUUCAAGAUCAGCAGCCUGCUGGUGGGACACAACUACACCUUCUCCGUGCAGGCCCGCUGCCUGCUCAACGGCCAGCUGUGUGGGGAGCCGGCCCGUCUUCUGUACGACAGCUUGGGAGCAGGGCCGGGCAGUAAAGAAGCGUCUCAGGGGGAUCGGUCGGGGGACAUGGCGACGGUGGUGGUGCCGGUGCUGUUUGUGCUGAUGCUGGGUCUGUGUGCGGGGUUUGCUGCUCUGUACUUCAGACACCGCCGCCUGAGGCACAGCUUCACCGCCUUCGCCAACAGCCACUACAACUCCCGCCUGGGCUCCGCCAUCUUCUCCUCUGGAGACGAGCUGGGUGACGAGGACGACGAUCCCCUGAUCAACGGAUUCUCCGACGACGUUCCCAUGGUGCUAGCGUAGGGUGGGCUCCCUCCUCCUCUGCCCCGCCCCGCCCCCUUACCCUAAACUCGCUCUGGCCCUCCUUCCUGCCCUCCCUCCUCCCUCUGAUCCAGAGUGGGCGGGGCCGGCAGCUUCCGCCCGCAUGAGCCAGCGCUCGAGGGUUCCGGAACCCGGGACGAAAAGAGAAAGAAAAGAAAGAGAUAUUUUUUUGAAAUAAUUAACGAUGCACUUUUUUUCGGAGGCGCAAUAACUUAUUUUUGUAUAUGUACUAUGCGUACGCGCGGGGACAGGACUUAGCAGGCAGCAGCUGAAGCUGGGCCGGCCCGACUGUGAAGGAAAUGGAUUGGCUCCCCCGCGCGUUUCUGGACCAGCGCGAGAGAGAACGACAGAGAGGCUGCCCAGCUGGGCCGCUGGUUUCUCACAGAGCAGGUUCCCUUCCCCAAAAAAGCAAAAACAAACACCCGUCAACCCCUACAGCCAGCGGGAAAAAUACACGUGUUCUUGCACGACAAAUGCAAAAAAAAUUAGUUCUGUGACGGGAUAUUUUGGCUCUUGGUGGUGUGAACUGCACAGGAUUAGUGUCACUGAAGUAGGACACCGACUCCACGCUGCUGGAACCUACAGAACGAGGCCAAGAAACAUCUAGAAUCCGAGCUACAAACAGGCCCUUAGAAUGGUACAUAUUAUUAUAAUCUGAAAUGAAUAAUGAAAAAUGCACUGAAACAGCAUGAAAUAACAAACUUUCGCUCGAUAGAAUCUUGAUAAAAUCCACGUCGCACUGCCUGGCGCUGGUUCAGCUGCAGUUUGUCAGGUGAGAGAUUCGGCAGAACCGUCACGGGCUGGUUUCUCAAACCAAAUCC